AUGUCGGCGGGCCGAUGGCAAGGGAAAGUAAACAAUCCGACCGGACAACCAGCAGGGAUACUCGAGCUCCAGAAUUGCUUUCAUCGCUUCCCACCUGCUAUUACCCAACACACAAGGGCCCUCGAGUCCUCCGUUAGAUUGCGCACGACCACCUUCACAAAGCUCGAAUUAGCUACGAAGAAAAACAUAUGCGCCAAGAAGAAAGACACGAAUACAGGGCAGGUGGAAUUGGCUCAAACGCCGGACUACGAUGGGCCUCGAGCCCAGUUCACUGCCCCUUAUUUGAAAAGAAUCAGCAGUGCGGCUAGCUACGCCAACGCCACAAGCCUUACAACAUCAGAAGAUCGCUCUCGACAAUCCCGACGUCAGUGCCCCAACCAGCUCGCUCCAACCUCCAGCCGGGAACGAUCCCCGAGAUGGACAGAACCUCAGACGCGAGCUUCAAGGGCAAGACACCGUCUACCGGCACCGGUGCCUCCUCCUCAGCACAGCUCGCUUUCAGCAAGUGCCCAGCCACACUAUGCUGCCGCCGUGCAACGGCCACGGAAGCUGCGCUCCCAGUACCCCCGCGGGAGCACCGAGAAUCAUGUCGAGUACAUCCUGGUGGCAUCCUUCGACAUUGAUCGUGGGCCGGUCAUGGAACACCAAUACCCAGUCUCCAUCACCGGCGAUGAACAUAUGCUUGCCGAACUCAUGCUUCCGGACCAGGCCCAUGUCCGUAACCAGGACUGGACCAUAUUUUUUCUGCAUAAAGAUACUAGCCACGAAGAGGACGAGGCGGAACGACAGGCCAAAGAGGAGAGGAGAGCUCGGCGGAUCAGGAGGCGUGACCGAGCCAAGGGCAUAAUACACGAGUCUGAUGAAGAAGACGAGGAAGAAGGCGAUUUGGAUGACCUGGAUGACGACGACUGGGAUGACGACGAGUCGACAGAUGAAGAACAAGACGGUUUUGAGGGCCCUCCGUUGGUUUACGUUCUCAAUCUCGUCAACACAAAACAGGACAAAACGGUUAAACGAGGUGCAGUGGUCAAGGCAAUGGCCAUCUGCACCCGGCAUCCUUUUUUACACAUCUAUAAGCCUCUAUUACUACUGGCCUUGGAAGAAUACUUCAAAGCACCCGUGCCUGAAACCCUGGCAAUGCUCUACAACGCAGUGAACGAGAUGGAUUUAUCAUUGAUGCCAAAGCUGACCUGGCUUGAAAGACACCUCCUUCAAUCAAGCGAGAACAAGGAUUUGUUCGUCGAAAAGUUUGAGCAGAUGAUCCAGGCACGUAUUUCCGGGAGAUCUGGCGUCGAUGUCGGCCAGCCGCUCGACGCCAGCAACGCUCCCCCUGCCCCACAGCCCACCGUCUUUCGGUCAGGAUCCAAGGCGCACAUUGAGGGACAUGCUGCCUACGUGGUUCCCCGGGACACACACGAAUUCGAGAGCAAAGUCAUGUACAAGGGCAUUCCCAUCCCCAUCAAGGUUCCCGUGGCUGUUAUGCCUGAGAUUGUGGGGGAUUUCUCCCUGAUCAAACUAAUCCAAAACUUCUCCGACUCACACUCCAAGUCACCGCAGACCUUCUCCCUGCAUCCUCAUCUUACAACCAACGGACCCACCACACAUCCGAUUAUUGUGCUUAUCAACGCCCUCUUGACACAGAAGCGGGUCAUCUUCCUCGGACACAACAUGCCGUCCGGGGAGGUCGCCGAGGCCGUUCUCGCCGCCUGCGCGCUCGCUUCGGGUGGUAUCCUGAGGGGGUUUACCCGGUACGCCUUCCCGUACACAGAUCUCACCAAGGUGGACGACCUUCUGAAGGUGCCUGGGUUCAUCGCCGGCGUGACAAAUCCCACUUUUGAGCACCACCCGGAGUGGUGGGACCUGCUCUGCGACCUGCCCAGCGGCAAGAUGAAGAUUAGUAGCAAGAUCGAGCCCGCCCCUAUUACGGAGGGUCUGGUCUAUUUCCAGCAACAGAACCCAGCCUACGCAAACCUGAUCCACAACUCGUCAAGCAGCGGGUCGGCGUCGAACGACCUGACAGGCGACGCCGCCUUUAUGGCUGGCAUCCUGCAAAGCAUCACGUCGAGGGCAGGCGAGCGGGUGAUCCGAGCCAAGUGGAGGUCAUGGGUGCUCAAGUUCACCCGCAUAGCCUCUGCCUUUGAAGAGAGCGUGUACGGCGCCAGCGCCCUCUACAUAGGCAACGAGGAGCAGGAUGCCAACCCGUCGGCCGCCCAUGGGCACGGGUAUGUGUGGGUGGACGAGGCAACGAAGGCGAAAGAACUAGCUGGGAACGUGACGCGGAUAGAAGGGUGGCGUAACACGAGGAGCUAUUACAGUUUUAUCCAGGACAUGGCGCACCUCUCCACCAUCCGGCCGCUCAAGGGCCUGGACCUCGCGCACCUGCACGACCGGCUGCGCACGCAGCGGCUCACACCCAUGCAGAGCAAGGAGAUCUACGACACGCUGGCCAAGCACGUGCAUUCCUACGACGAGAUCUGCAUGCUGCUGAGCGUCGCCCCGGAGUCGCACACGGGCUUGUUCUAUGUCGCCCUAGGCCUGUUCCACAAGGACCGCGACGUGCGCCAUAGGACGGCGGCGCUGCUCGAGCGUGUGGCGGAGCAUGAGGCCGGGCAGCACUGGUGGCGGAUUUUGAGCCGGUUUGAGAAGCUCGCGUAUGCGAGGGUUAAGAAGGAGGUGGAGGCGGAGGCGAGGGCGGCGGGGGAGAAGGGGGAUGGGGUCGGGCUUGGGGAGGUUGAGAAGAGGGUUAGUUGA
Chaetomium globosum CBS 148.51 is the source of this 2751-nucleotide messenger RNA. RefSeq lists its product as uncharacterized. Lineage: Eukaryota; Fungi; Ascomycota; Sordariomycetes; Sordariales; Chaetomiaceae. Gene Ontology annotation, biological process: actin cortical patch localization. Bases 1 to 2751 code for a protein of 916 amino acids. Gene Ontology annotation, cellular component: plasma membrane. The record is from RefSeq and is a predicted model, not a curated record. The transcript has 5 exons.